GGAAGGGGCCCCGCGGGACCUUAGCAACUUUCCCUGUACUAUGGCGGCCUCCGCGCCGACCCCGCGCGCGACGGGCUCCCCGGCCGAGGGCCGGUGCGGUUACUAUGUGGCCAAGAAGAAGAGGUUCUGCAGGAUGGUGGUGGCGGCCGGGAAAAGGUUCUGCGGCGAACACGCUGGUGCCGCGGAGGAAGAAAAUGCUCGGAAGAGGAUCCUGUGUCCUUUAGAUCCAAAACACACAGUGUAUGAAGAUCAACUGGCAAAGCAUUUGAAAAAAUGUAAUUCAAGAGAGAAGCCCAAACCGGACUUCUUCGUUCAGGAUAUUAAUGCAGGCCUGAAGGAUGAAACAGAAACGCCUGACCAAUUCGUUCCCAUUUCUUCUCUCCCCGAAGAGCAGUUGGAAAAUUUAAUCAUGAAAUUGAGAAAAGCAAGUGAAGGUCUGAACGCCACACUCAGGGAUCAGACUAUGUCCCAUCCAGCACUACACGACGCCCUCACGGACCCGAGAAAUGGUGACUCCGCAACCAAACACCUGAAACAGCAGGCUUCUAUUUUAGGUAACAUUGAAAAGUUAAAGUUACUCGGUCCGAGAAGAUGCUUUGUCGAGUUCGGAGCAGGAAAGGGAAGGUUGUCUCACUGGGUCGAUAUUGCCUUAAAAGACGCUGAGGAAGUUCACUUCGUCCUGGUGGAGAAGGUGACCACGAGAUUCAAGGUUGAUGGCAAACACAGAAAGAAAAACGCAGUGUUUGAAAGGCUUCAGAUUGACAUUCAGCACUUGUGUUUGAACAAGAUCCCCGUGCUCAGCAGAGAGAAGCUGCCGGUGGUGGGGAUCGGAAAGCACCUGUGCGGGGUGGCGACUGACCUGGCGCUGCGGUGUUUGGUCGGAGCCGGCGGGGCCCGCGGCGAGGACGGGAGCGGGGAGCCCUCAGCCAAGCGCAGGAAGGACGGCAGAGCGGACGGAGAAGCGCGCACCGCGGCGGAGGAAGGGCGCGGCGGACCAGCCCCGGCGCCGUGGAGCCCCCCGGUGGCCGGCAUCGUCAUCGCGCUCUGUUGCCACCACAGGUGUGACUGGAGGCACUACGUGGGCAGGGAGCACUUCCGGGCGCUGGGCCUCGGGGCCCUGGAGUUCCACUACUUCCAGCGGAUGAGCAGCUGGGCCACGUGCGGCCUGCGGGGCGCCGCGAGGAGAGGCGGCCCGAGCGCGGACGGCGAGGAGCACGACGGCGCGGGGCACCCGGUCACGGACGGCCGCGCCGAGAGCCCGCCGGGGUCCCUCACCGCGGAGGAGAAGGAGGACAUCGGGCGCCUCUGCAAGCUGCUGAUCGACCACGGCCGCGCGGAGUACCUGCGGCGGCACGGCUUCCGGCCCGCGCUGCAGUACUACACGGAGCCCGGGGUGUCCCCCGAGAACGUGCUGCUGACCGCCGUGCCGCAGCGGCCCUGCCCCGCGGCGGAAGCCUCCGCCUGACGCGGGCGGGGCCUGAACCACCGCUGUCUUCCACCAGAAAAAGAAGAGCUCUUUUAAACCGUAUUUUUAUAUUCACGAAAACGUAAUCUGAAUAGGAGAGAAUAUGGACUUGAAAAGACCUUGUGGCCUCAUGGAACUUUGGUGAUAGCUUUGUUUCUUACUCGAGAGAAGUCCAGACUCGAGAGAAGUCAUCGCGGUCCCGCCGUGGUCCUCAGUGGGCCACCUGGAUUCGGGUCAUGCGUCAGGGUUCACGGAGACGGGUGGGUUGGCCAGACAGCCGGCCGGGUUAUCUGAAACACACGGAACACGUCACCACGGGGCCAGCGCGUCCGCUUUCUGCUGCACUAAUUCGGAAGCGCAUUUGCCUUCGGUUUCACUUAGUACUUUUUAUCGCUCAAGUUCAAGACGUUAAGGAUCAAUUGUCAGUUUCCAACAAGAGCCAAUCUGAGAAUCUGGCUUCUGUAUGGAUUUUUUCUUUCCAUGCAGAUCCGGAAAGGAUAAUCAAUUACGAUUUUUUUUAUGCAAACAAACUCAGAGAUGUUUACAGUCAGUAAGUUUACCUUCCGGUUUCCAGAGUCAGACCUGUGUUUGUGUAUUACCGGAAUUUGUCCGUGCAAACACCAAAACUGAAGAGAUAUUUUCAAGUGGGAAAAAAACCUAUUUCAUUUUAGUAGAUAAUUAUCUAGUUAGAACUUCAAAAAAGACAGAAGCCCAUUUCACAAUUUGAAAUUUGCAGAUGUCUUCUGAAAUUAAUUACCUCGAAUCUUUUAACGGGCCAUUUUUACAUGUAUAAAUACAAAUACAAGUAUAUUCUCUUGUUUGGAAAAAUAAUUUGGAGUGAAGUAGACAUUAGAUAGUGAAACCAAAAACCUCACAUUUAGACCUCAUUUAGCUCAUAUAAACAGUUUCUAUGCACAAGCAAGUAUUAAACCAAACAAGUCAGGAUUGUUACUGUUUUCCACAUUUUAUCCUUGACUUAUUCUGCCUUUAUUUGUAAAAAAAAAAAACAAAAAACU
Phyllostomus discolor (pale spear-nosed bat) is the source of this 2481-nucleotide messenger RNA. It is a transcript of the gene TRMT13, whose product is annotated as tRNA methyltransferase 13 homolog. Bases 41 to 1465 code for a protein of 474 amino acids. The transcript has 11 exons. NCBI's taxonomy places the organism in Eukaryota, Metazoa, Chordata, Mammalia, Chiroptera, Phyllostomidae. The record is from RefSeq and is a predicted model, not a curated record. Gene Ontology annotation, biological process: tRNA methylation.